Messenger RNA from Schistosoma bovis, 8618 nucleotides. The record is from the annotation of a GenBank genome assembly. Lineage: Eukaryota; Metazoa; Platyhelminthes; Trematoda; Strigeidida; Schistosomatidae.
AUGAAUCCAGAUGAAGAAAUAAGUCUUGAUAGUUUUUUUCAAAUGGCUGGAAUGGAUUCAUCUCAAUUAGAAGCAUUAUGUUGCCCAAUAUCAUCAACACCAGCAUGUACACCAGAUGAUGUACAUAUUUCUUUGGCUGAGAAAAAUUCUCCAUUUACGCAUCAAAUUCAAUUAACUGAUACAGAAGAAACGAUUAAUCAUAUAAAAGCACGUUAUGAAGCAGAAAUAGCAAAUUAUAAAAAAAAAUUAUCCAGUUAUCAAGAUGGACAACAAAAGCAAGCUCAGCUUAUACAAAAAUUACAAGCAAAAGUAAUGCAGUAUAAAAAAAGCAGCUCAGAUUUGGAACUUGAGGUUGAACAACUAAAAGCUGAACUUGAAACAUCAAAUAAAGUGCUUCAAACCACCACAGAAACUUUAAAUUCUCGUAUUGAUGUAGCUGAGACAAAAGCAAGAGCUCUUGAACAAGAACGUUCUUAUGAUAUGGAAAAUACUGUAAAUAAAUUACAUGAAGAACAACAAAGAUCUAACGAAUUAUCUAGAGAAAAUGAAUUAUUACGUGAUCAAUUAGAACAAGCAAUACAAGCUAAUCAAGGUUUAAGUCAAGAUGUUGCACGUUUAACAUUAGCCUGGAGACAUGCAGCUCAACAAUUAGAUAAACGUGAAUCAGAAUGGCGUGAAGAAGAAAGUGCAUUUAAUGAUUAUUUUGCUGCUGAACAUAGUCGUUUAUUAUCUUUAUGGAGAGCUGUUGUUGCUCUUCGACGUCAAUUUGCUGAUUUAAGACAACAAACUGAUAAAGAUUUAACAAAUACCCGUACAGAAUUUACUCGUUACAUAGGGAACAUUCAAUCAGCAUGUAAUAAUUUGGAAGCAAAUAUACGCACAGCUGAAGCACAGAAUCAAGCUAGUCAAGUAAAAACAUCUAGCUUCAUUGAAGCAGAUAUGGCAAAUCGUAUACAAGGUUUGACUGAAUCUUUGGCACGUAGUCAAGCACGUUUGGCCGAAACAGAAACGAAGCUUACUGAUGUUAUGACUGCAAAAGAACGGCUUGCCACUCAGCUUGCUGAAAGAGAUCGAAUACUCACUACAAUGAAACAAUUACAUUCAAAUUUUGACAUAGAUUCACCAUUAAUUAAAAAUUCCAAAUCCUAUAAACGUGGUAAACGUUUGCAUGAUGUGCUGGAUAGUACAACAGCUGAUAUUAAUAAACAUAAUGAUGAUUUAUUAGAAUUCGAAGACGAAGAUGAUCAUUUGAAAGCAACUAAACGUUUAAUUGAACAUACCCAUGUUAUGCAUCAUGCAUUAAGUCAAAUAGCCCAGUUAAUCAUUUGGGAUGCAACGAUUGCUGAUACAGAUGAAGCACAAGAACCUAUUCUCAAUCUACAAAAUCCUGACUGGUCUUCUACACGUAUCAUUCCAUAUUCAAUAGAAUCAAAACAACCAGUUUCUGAUUUGUCACCAAACAGUAAAGUAAAAAAUGAAGAAAGUGAUAUAAAUCAACAAGGAAAUAAAAUUUAUUACAUUAAACCAGAAGAUAUUUCAUCAUUACGCCGGCUUGCACAUUCAAAAUAUCAAGCUGGUUCAAGUUUACAUUUAGCUGAAUCAACAGUUAAUGCUGUGCAAAGUGCCUUAAAUAGACGUGCUACUCAUGUUCAUCGUCUUAGACUUCGAAGUUCUGGACUGAAAGAGCAAUUAAAUAAUCUUACACGUCGCGGCGAAGAGUCAGAUGUGGAAAGAAAACGUCUGUCUGAACAGUUGGCACGGUUAAGAGAAGAAUUAGAAGUACAAAGUUUGGAAGUGGAUAAAUUAUCUAGAGAAAGAGAUAGAAUUAAACAAAGUUUAAGUUUAACCAAAGAGGAGCAUGAAAUGAGUGAAUCAGCAAGACAAAAUCUAAAUGAACAUGUACGGGAAAUUGAAAGUGAAUUAGAUCGCCUUAAAACAUCUUUGCAUGAUAUGCGAAAACAACGCGAUGAAGCAAUCUCAGAACGUGAUAAUUUACAAACUGAACAAGGUCGUACACUUCGUGAAUUAGAUGCUAUACAAAAAACAUUAGGUAGUACAGAACAACGUGCUGUAAACUUUCGAGAAGAAUUGGCUACAAUUCGUGAACAGUUAAGACGUGUUGAAUUAGAAAAAGAAAUAUUAGACCAGGAGAAAAAUGACGCAAUUACAGCGGCUGGUAAAAUUCAAGCUAAAAUUGACGAAUUAAAUGAAGACCUCAACCAAGCGCAUAAUAGAGAAAACCAGUAUAAAUCAAGAAUCGCUAGACUAGAAACAGUCCUUGAGUCACAAGAGCAUGAUGCUGAGCAAUUAACCCAUCAAAUCUCUUUAACACAUGCUAAAGAAUCUCGUUUAGCCGAAGAAAGAGCCAAUCUUCGGGUAGAAUUACAAGAACAAAGAGAUGAAAUAGAAAAAUUAUAUUCUGAAAAAUCCUUAACACAAUCUGAAUUAGAACAAGCACGAGAAUCUACAAUGCGCGCCGAGACAGCUAGAUCACGACUAGAAGCUGAAUUGGGAGACUUGGCUCGAGAAAGGAUGACACUUACAGAAUCAUUAUCUGAGGCUCAGAGACAAAAAGCAUCUUUAAUGGAAGAUGUAUCAACUUUCCGCAGAGAUUCUGAACGUCAGGAAGCCUUAAUCAUGAGACUAACAAACGAAAAAGAAGCUAUAUCAAGACAUAAAGCAGAAUUACUUCUUCAGUUAUCAAUUAUUGAACGAGAUAAUCGACAUCUUACAGAAAUAAUUAAUACAUUGAAAUCAGAGAAAGAAAACUUAGAAUCUAGUUUAUUUGAUAUGCAACAAACAAUUGAACAAUUAUAUUAUAAACAAUCUCAAUUAGAAAGAGAUGUGUCAGAUUUAAAAAAUCGUCGAGAUGAAUUACAAGCUGAACUAUGUCGUGCUCAUAGUAAUUUUCAAAUUGAACUAGAAAAAUCUGAACGUAAUAGUAAAAAAGUAGGUGAUCAACUGACAAAUGAAUUAGAAGAUUUACGUAUAGCAUUAAUAAAUGCUGAAAAACGUGCUGAAGAAGCUGAAAAGGCAUGUUUACAAGCUGUGGAAAGAGCAGAUCAAGCAGUAAAUCUUAUUGAUAAACAACAGCAUGUGGAUGUGGAACAAUUAGUUAAUAGAGAAUAUGAAUUACGUAGUUCUGCUGAAGAAAUGAAUAGACUUACUAAAGAAUUAUUAACUGCUCAAAGGGAAAGAGAUGAAGCUCGUUUACUUGCAGAACGAGAACGUCAACGUGAACUAUCCAGAGCAACGGAAGAAAAAGUUGGCCUUCAAGAGAAAGUUAAUGCUUUACAAGAAACUAUUACUGAAUUACAGAUCACACUAGAGAGAACACAAAAGGAUGCAAGUGUUCGAGAAGAUCGCGAGAGGUCGGCAUUGAGAAAAGCUACUGAAGAGGUUAGGAGCUUUAGAAAUCAAUUGCAAGAAGCAUGUUCUGAACAUGAAAGAGAAAACCGGGAAUUACGAAUGCGUAUACACAGUCUUGAAAGUCAAAAAGAUCAGUGGACAAAAGAAGUUAGUGAACUUCAAAUAAAAAUUCGUUUGGCUGAAGAGGUUCAAGAUACUAAUCGUACAGAAUUAGUAGAUAGUACAUACCGUAUUCGUGCUUUGGAAGAAAUAAAUGAUUCUUCAAGAAGAGAAUGCAGUGAACUAAGUCAAAAACUUGGUGAAUUGGAACGUGAGAAAAAUGCUAUAAAUCGUUCUAAUGAAGAAUUAAGAAAACAAUUGAAAUGUGUUGAAUUAGAACGUGUCGAUUUAGUUCGUAUGACUAAUUCACUAAAAUCUAAACUACAAGGCACUGAAAUGGAUCGAACAAGUUCAGAGAAACGUGUAGCUGACCUACAAGUUGGUUUGAAAGAAGCUACAAGUUUAGCAAAUGAAAGUAAACGUGAAAUUGUGGAAUUACGCGGUAAAUUACAAAGAGUUGAAUCCGAAAAUGUGAAAUUAACUGAAGAAAUCGAAGAGUUGAAAGCUCGAUUAAGAGAAAGCGUGAAUCAAGAAGAAAGUUUAAAACGUGAGAAAGUUUCACUAAAACAAAAAUUAAUGGAAAUUGAAUCAGCGAAAUCGACAUUGCAAUCUGAAUUAACUGAUUUAAAUCAUCAAAUGUCUGAACUAGAAGAAAUACUUCGUUCAAGAGAAAGAACAGCAAAUCAAGCUGCAGAAGAUUGGCAAAAAGAUUAUCAACGUUUAGUUGAAUCAAGGAAGAGCUUACAGUCGAAAUUGGACAAUUCAAAUAUAGUUAUCAGUGAACUUCGAACAUUACUAGCUGAAUCACAAACUUGUAUUAAAGGAUUAGAAUCAGAAUUGAAUGAAACAUUGACUACACGUCAAGAAGCUGAGGCACGUUUAUCAGCAAUACAUAGUAUAUUAAGACGUUUAAUUGGUUUCCGUCAAUCUCAAUAUACUACUCAAUUACAAAAUGUGAAUAAGCAACAACAAAGACAACAAUUGAAUGAUAAUUUCGACUCGAGUUUAGCUGAACACAUAGAUGAACUGGACAAAUCACAUGAUGUUAAUUCACAAUGGGAUUAUGAUGGUUAUAUGAAGAAUACUUCUGGAAUAGAUUCAUUUGAACAGCAAAUCGAUGGUUUUAAUGAUUCAGAUUCUAAAAAAUUAAAAAUGAUGGCUGAAAAAGUAUUAAGUAGUCAACAAGACAUAAAACCUGAAGUAUUGUAUACAUUUAGAAGUGAACAAUUCCCAAAACCACGUGUCCGUGGUCGACGCCGAUAUGAAGCUUAUACUAAUUCCGAUCCAGAAUACACCCGACAAAAAUCUUUAAGACGCGCUAAAUCGGCUUCACCAACAAGAGUAAACAGGUACGAUGGAUUCGCCCUACGAUCAACAUCUACUGAAAGAGCUGAUCAACAGAGAUUAAUUGAUAGUACAUUUUAUUCAGGUGAUGAAAAUGGAUUAUUAUUCCAUCCUGAUUAUCUAACACAUUUAUCUGAUUGGUCUUACAAAUGGUUAGAUACUAUACGUUAUCAUAUGAACAGUUAUAGAACACAUGCUUUGCCAGGCUCCAAUUUAGAUCCAGGUGCUGUACGUUUAGCAUUAAGACGAUUUUUACGUCAUCUUGUAAAAAUUGAACGUGAACGAGAUGAUUUUGAUAUAAAAGCAAAAUUGAAUGAAGAAAAAGUUGUAGAAUACAGUCGACAAUUAAAUGAACGUGAAGAACAACUGAAUGAAAUGAAAACAAAUGUUAAUGAUAUGGAAAAAGGAAAAUUAGAAAUUAUGGAACAGUUGAAUAAAAUGAAAAAUACAAUUACAGAACAUGAAAAUGAAAUGUCCAAACGUGAAUAUCAAUAUACAACAUUACAUAAUCAAAUCAAAUGUUUAGAACAACAAUUAAGUACAUGUGAAGCUGAGAAAAAUCAAUUACAGAUACGUCUAGAAAAGUCUAGAGCUGCAGAAAUUAAGUUAGAAGAAAAUAGACGAGAAUUAUUGCAUUCACUAGAGGAAGCAGAAACACGUUAUACACAAGCUGAAAUCGUUCGACGUCAACUGGAAGGUGAACUUCAACGGUGUCAAACUAUACUAAGUGAAUUAGAAAGUGAUAAAGAGAAUUUACAAUCCCGUUUAAAUGUGAGUGGACGUCAAGGUACCGAAAUGGAAAUGAAAAUAUACAAUCUUCAAAUCGAAUUAGAAAGAGCUACAAAUGCCUUAGAUCAAACAACUUUGUGUGUAGCUGAGUUACGUGAUCAACUAACACGCGAAAAACUGGCUUAUGCAAAUUUACAACAAGAAUUAACUAGAACACAAGAACACAUGGAAGCAUCACAGAAACGCGAACUGAAUGCAGAACAAGAAAAACGCUUAUUACAGGAACGUUUAGAUAACAAUAAGAACUUGUUAAAUGAUACUAAAGUUCAAUUACAUGAAAUGAUGGAACGUGUACAAAAACUACAAAUGGAAACGACAGAUGCAGCUGCUAAACGUUCUGAAGUAGAAAUACAGCUAAAACAAUUAGAAAGAUUGUCAACAGAAUGUCAACAUACUAAUAAUGAAUUGCAAAUGAAGAUCAAUAAUAUACAGGUUGAAAAUGCUAAUCUAACUGAAAAAAAUGCCAACUUAUUAAGAAGUAUGAAUGAUGCCGGAAUACAAAAACAUGAAAUCGAUUGUGAAUUAACACGAGUAAGAAAAGAACAAAUUCAAUGGAAGAAAAUGGCAGAAAAAAUGGAAAGAGAACGUACAAAAGAACAAGAAUUAAAUAAUACAUUACGUAAUGAAAAUUCCGUAUUGAUGACAACUAUUCGUGGACUUGAAGAAGAAACAUUAAAUUUACGUCGAGAAAUACAAAAACUUCAAGUACAUAUGGCUCAACAAGACGAACAGUAUGCAGCUCAAUUAAUCGAAGUCAAUACAAAACAGCGUCAAGAAUUAGAAAAUGAGUUAGAUCGACAAAGAAACGCUCUAAAUGAUACACAAAAAACAUUACAACUCAAAGAACGUAGCUAUAAACAACGUAUACGUGGACUUGAAGACCAGAUUCAACAACUCAAAGAUCAACUAACUCAUGAAACAAGUAAACGUCAAUUACUUUACUUAAAGAAUCCAUCUUCUGUUAACCAAAGUCAGCCAAGUUUAACAAGUUAUGGAAGUUCAGUAACUACAACAGGAUAUGAUUAUACUGAAAUGAAAUCUUCAAUAGAUAAUAAUCGUCAACAGGUAAGAGGAAAACAGAAAAAUCUAUAUUAUAUUAAUCAUGCAUAUGAACGAACAAUUAUUGAGACUAGGAAUCAAUUAAAAUGAUCUAGAUAUACCUUAAGACAUUUUUAAAUUGAUAAGGUCAUCCAUACAGUUAAGGAUUUCAGUCAGCUGUAAAUAGCUUACAACUUCCAAGUUAACGUAAUUAGAUAAAAAGGAAUGUAACUGUUGUUAAACAAUCAUUCUAACAAAUAAUAUCACUCAGAAAAACGUGAUUCCCAGGCUACUGUAUAGUCGAUAUCAUUCAAAAUUUUAAGUUCCACAAACUUGUGGAGAACAACAUUUAGUUAAAUGAAUAAUAAAAAAGACGUUCCAGUUUAAAGAAGCGAACAAAAAUAUUAAAUUAGCGUAGACACAAAGGGAAUCCGAGGGCAAGAACUUAUCCGUCUCAUCCUGGACGAAACUAAGACCAAAGUAGAUGUACAAUCACCAGAGAUAAGCAUUGUUAAAAAGCCUCAAGUUCAAAAUCACGUACAAGAACUCUACCAAAACUAAGAUUUCGAUAAUUACAUUUUUAAAUUAAUUAAUGGUACUGAGGAGAAAAUGAAACUGUAAAGUAUAAAUUCAUUUCACACGUGAUCACAUUCAAUACUAAAUUAUACUUUUAUAAUUUAUAGGAUUCAUUCUUGGUGGGACUGUACAAGCCAACUACUGCACCAUCUAGAUAUGACCCAUACUACUACCAACUAACAGGCUCAAUACCUGCUAGACUGAACCGAUCAACGGGAUCAAAUUUAUUAAUAAAACCAAGAAGAUCAUUUAUUGAAUCAAGACCAUAUCAAUCAACGACAAAAAUAGAUAAAACAAACCCCUCGACCCAACAUCAUAGUGAUGAAAGAAAUAGACAACGUCCUGAAGAAAAUAUCACAACAAAUACAGAUAUUAGUCCGUUGGAGCAAUCUUCCCUACCUAGAACACCGAUUGCUGCUAGUCGUUCUACAUGGCAUGAGUCAAGAGAUAGUACAGCUACAAUAAACCGGAGUACAAGUGAUUCUACAAUACGUCCAAGAGAAGAUAAAUCAAAAGGUGUCAACUAAGAGUAGUAGUAUCUGUAAUAUUUUGAGCCUAUAAAUUAUCAUUAUUUGAAAAAAAAAACAAAUCAAUUUCCUAUAUUAAAUUGGCCCGAAUACGAUAUGUGAAAUUAAUUGUUAAGUAUCCCUACUAUGUCUUUUAACUAAUUUAAUCAUUAUGAAACAAUCACUAUAAUGUGCACUAAAACCCUUUUUUAUCCCAUCAGUACUACUACCAUUAAUUUUACUAACAUCUUUUCACCUUUUAAAGCUAAAUUGAUAUCGUUUUUGACAAAUAUAAACUCAAAGAGGAAGUAAUAGUGCAAAUAUAAUAAUUAUUACUUCUGUUAUUACUGUUAAUCUACGAAAAGUAUAUUUCACUAUUACGACACACGUUUAUGCACACAUUGCUUACAUCAGUGUGAAUAAAUUUAGUAAAUUGUAAACCAUAUUAAAUCACAUCACUUUGUAAUAUACCUUAAUCAGCUGAUCCAAUCCUGUCUUAAUAAAUUCUCUUAUAUUCAUACUUUCACUUCUAGUAAAUCAUAAAUUAUUCUAGUCUGAUUAUCAAUAUGCAAGUAAAAAAUGUUACCCCUAUACGGGAAGAAUAACUACACAAUAUCCAGUUGGCCCCCCUCCUAUGUCCUGUGUUUUCGCCCUUAAUUCUCCAAUUCCUCUUCUUCUUGUGGAACACGAACUGAGUUCAGCUCAUAUCCGCUACACGAACGUGUACAAAUGUGAAAUUACGAUUACUGAAAAAUCGUUGUACGAUACCUAUUUGUUCAGAGCUUUUUCUAAUAUUUGCCUAGUCAUUAUUUGGAAUUUGUUUUGAAAAUUCAUUAAAACACAAAAUCGUUUGAUCAAAUCUUGUUUUUUUUAAUAUUCGAUUACCAAACAAGAGUC